AUGGUUUCCACCGGCAUCAUCGUGGUGCUCCGCAUUGUGUGCAUGUGCCUGACAAUAGCGUACGGUCUCGUUAGCCUCGGUCACAUCACCGCCACCUGGAUGCUGAGGAAGGAUCUUUACUUUGCCGUCAGGGUCGGAAGCUUCAUGGUCAUAGUGGCAAUGAUCGAAUCCCUGAUCACGCUGGGUGCGUCCCUCGUGCUCUUCGGUAAGCUGCGGCGGACCAACGACAUAUUCGAGGUGUCCUUGGAGAUACGGAAAGUCGGAGCUUGCGCGCUGCUCACCACCGUCAAGGUGGACGAGACGUUGCAACAGAUCCUGCUUUCCACCCCGCUCCUGCAGGCGUUCGAAGAGUACUGUCUUAGGGCGCUCUGCGGCGAGGACGUUGUAGCUGCUAGUCUGGAUGGCGCUGCUAAAGAAGUCGGGAUGAUGCUCAAAGACAAGCUAUUCGACAGGUUCCGGGAGACGGACCAGUUCAAACAGAUCACGGCCAAGUCGGCCUUGAAAGCGCCGGGUGAUGUCAUACCCGAGAGCUAUGGAAACGCAGUGAACGUUAAUGACAGACAUCCGAGUUGA
Molecule: messenger RNA, 573 nt
Organism: Ectocarpus siliculosus
Lineage: Eukaryota; Phaeophyceae; Ectocarpales; Ectocarpaceae
Source: the annotation of a GenBank genome assembly